Dendrobium catenatum is the source of this 2307-nucleotide messenger RNA. Its product is annotated as bacillibactin exporter. The coding region runs from base 79 to 1641 and encodes 520 amino acids. Gene Ontology annotation, cellular component: membrane. Gene Ontology annotation, molecular function: transmembrane transporter activity. Lineage: Eukaryota; Viridiplantae; Streptophyta; Magnoliopsida; Asparagales; Orchidaceae. The transcript has 3 exons. Gene Ontology annotation, biological process: transmembrane transport. The record is from RefSeq and is a predicted model, not a curated record.
UUAAAGUGGUCUACUUCUCUACUUUCCAUAACAAGGCGGUAACAGCCAUCGUCAUCGUCGUAGUCGGCGACGGCGGUUAUGUCAACGAUGGGGGCGGAAAGAUGCACUCUAGUGCUAGUAAAUUUAGCCGGAAUCAUGGAACGCGCCGACGAGGCGCUGCUUCCGGCCGUGUACAAGGAGGUCGGGGAGGCGCUGAACGUGACACCUUCGGGAUUGGGCAUCCUCACACUUUUACGAUCGUUCGUGCAGUCGGCGUGUUACCCGCUCGCUAUGUACAUGGCUGUAAGGCACAAUCGGACACAUGUGAUCGCCAUUGGAGCCUUCCUUUGGGCGGCGGCUACUUUCCUCGUUGCUUUCUCCUCAACUUAUUGGGAGAUUGCAUUCUCAAGAGCCUUGAAUGGCAUAGGGUUAGCCUUGGUGACACCAGCAAUCCAGUCCCUUGUUGCAGACUCCACUGAUGACAAUAACCGUGGUUCAGCUUUUGGAUGGUUGCAAUUGACUUCCAAUAUAGGUUCUAUACUUGGUGGUUUCAUCUCUCUCCUACUAGCAUCAACUACAUUCAUGGGAAUUGAUGGCUGGAGAAUUUCCUUCCAUCUUAUUGGAAUCAUAAGUGUAAUUGUUGGAAUAUUAGUCCGCUUUUAUGCAGUUGAUCCCCAUUUUUCUAAUAGUACAAGUCCAGGUGGCGUCCCCCCUUCAUCCUACUCUAUAGCUUCUGAAGUCAAAAAUCUUCUUAAGGAAACGAAAUCUGUCAUUAAAAUUCCAUCGUUUCAGAUCAUUGUAGCCCAGGGAAUCACUGGAACCUUCCCAUGGUCUGCCCUGGCAUUUGCACCGAUGUGGUUAGAGCUUAUUGGGUUUUCUCAUGGUGCUACUGCAGUUCUUAUGGCUAUGUUUGUCGUCGCAAACUCACUUGGAGGAUUAAUUGGUGGAAAAUUGGGAGAUUUUCUUGCAGUGCGCUUACCAAACUCUGGAAGGAUAAUAUUGUCACAGAUAAGUUCUGGCUCAGCUAUCCCAUUUGGAGCUUUGUUGUUGCUGGGAUUGCCUGAUGACCCUUCCUCAGGAGUGGCGCAUGCUAUUGUUUUGUUCACCAUGGGAUUGAGCAUAUCGUGGAAUGCUGCUGCCACGAACAAUCCUAUAUUUGCAGAGAUUGUCCCUGAAAAAUCACGGACAAGCAUCUAUGCGCUGGAUAGAACCUUUGAGACAGUCUUAUCAUCGUUUGCCCCUCCUGUUGUUGGCCUUUUAGCUGAGCAUUUUUAUGGCUACAAACCAAAUCCAUCUGGAUCAAACAAGGAUAUCAGCAUUGAGAUUGACAGAGAGAAUGCUACCUCCUUGGCUAAGGCUCUCUAUACUGCAAUAGCAAUUCCAAUGUUUCUCUGCUGUAUUAUUUACUCCUUCCUUUACUGCACCUAUCCAAGGGACCGGGAGAGGGCUAGAAUGCAUUCCUUGUUGGAGUCCGAAAUGCUGCAAUUAGAUUUGAAGAUAUCUGUAGAUCAAAUUGAAUCAGAGCCAUUCCAGAAAGAAGAGCUUGCGAUUGGCAGGCCCUAUGAAGAGGAAGAACAUGAAGCUGCUGCAGAUGAUGAAAGAAGGCUACUAUUUAGACUGGAUUCUUCAAGAGGUGCAAAAGAGACCGAUGGUAUUUCUUGACAUCUUAUUCUCAGAUUAAGUUGCAAGUUUUCUUAUCUCCCAGAAAGCUUUUGAUUGUUUUAAAAGUACAUUUUAAAAGCUCAAAAUCAAGGAUAUUUCAUUGAAAAAUUCAUUAACAAAAUAUUGAAAGAGAAAAAUGGUUCUCUUCACGGUGAAUGUUCCUCAUGCUAGCAUUUUCAUUCAUUUCUUUUUUUUUUCUUUUCUUGUCUCGUUUGUUUAUAUGAAUGUAAAGAUUACUACAGACUGCAGAGAGAGCUUUUAUGUAUCAAGUAAAGUGCAUUUACUUGGUAUUACAAUACUCUUCUAUUGAUAUAAUCCAUAAUAUAGAAGAUUAACAUACAUGUAAAUUUGGUUAUGCUUGUAUUCCACUGUAAUAGAACCAUAUUAAGCCUUCUUUUCUUAAUUACUGUGCUAACUGGAUUAUUUAAUUACAUUGCCCCAACUGAGAAUUUUGUUUCUGUUGAUAAUUAUCAAAGCCUUAUUUUCAGUUAAAAUCAACUCUCCAGUUUUCAGGAGUUGAAUAAUCCCUGCCAGGAUAAAAUCAUAAUGACAACUUGAAUGAUCCUGUCCAAGUCUCUCUGUCGAAUGUAGACAUCAAAGAGAAAUAUAUAUAAGCUGAGAAAGAAUUGUUGCCUAUUGGUCAAAGAAAAUUAUUUCUCUAGACAU